CGGCCUGGAUACCUGGGUGAAGCUGACGGGCGAGUCGCAACGGACUUUUAAAUGCCUGUUCGCCGAAUUCAAGAAGAGUUCGCAUUUCCCUCUACUAACCCCGCUUUGCGUCCGGAAGAGACAGUCGCAAAGAACGAGCUGUCUGCAUUCUUCGCGACAGGUGGACCUCUCCCGGUCUCGUACCUGAACACCCUUCGAGGCAUUCUCCAAGUACAUGCAUCUAUCCAUAAACGAAGUAGGCAUCCCCACCGCCAGGGAUUUUAACAUGGGCACGCUGAACGGAGAUCAGUACGCCAGAGCGACCAUCAACCCCAAGGGCGACACAUGCAGGGGCUCGAGGGCUUCGUUGUUGGCGAGUGAGGCCCUGCACCCCAAUUUGGUGGUCCUGCGAGGCGCUCUGGCAAAGAAUAUCAUAUUCGACAACAACUCGUCCACGCCCAAGGCUACCAGCGUGCAUUUCAGCUCUCCAUUCGGCGUCAAGAUGGGCACCGCCAAACACAAAGUCAUCGUAUCCACCGGUGCUUUCCAGUCGCCGCAGCUGUCCAUAGUGUCCGGUAUCAGUCCGCGUGAACAGUUCACCGCGAAAGGCAUCCCUGUCUUGAUCGAGAGUACCAACGUUGGACAGAACAUGCAAAGCCACAUCUUCGUAGGCCUCUCGUACGAGGUCGACGGCAGCCUCAACACUUUCACCUAUGCAGCUAGCGAUCUUGUCUACUUGCCGCGCAAAUUUCAAUUUUUACUCUCGACUAGCCCAGUCCCUUCACGAUUGAGGCGCAUUGAGUUCCACUCACUCUUCCGUAGUUUUCAUGACGAUAUUAAACUGCUUGCACAUCCUCUGACGAGGUUGCCGACAUGCUCGUUUGGGUGCACAACCCCGACUGGACCCUUUUCGAUCGGAGCCAGCAUCCUACCUGCGCUACCGGCCCUACAUUGAACACUUCCGUGACCCUGGCUUCGUCGGGAAAUCACCUCACUGCUGAUCAAGAAAUUCAAGGUAGGCCAUACUCCGCACGAAGCAGUACGUCACCAUCCUCGCUUCCCCCGUCGUCCUCCACUCUCAUGGCAUGGUCACACUCAGGCGGCCGUCUACACG
Messenger RNA from Tilletiaria anomala UBC 951, 1093 nucleotides. RefSeq names its product GMC oxidoreductase. The record is from RefSeq and is a predicted model, not a curated record. Gene Ontology annotation, biological process: secondary metabolite biosynthetic process. The transcript has 3 exons. Lineage: Eukaryota; Fungi; Basidiomycota; Exobasidiomycetes; Georgefischeriales; Tilletiariaceae. Gene Ontology annotation, molecular function: oxidoreductase activity, acting on CH-OH group of donors; flavin adenine dinucleotide binding. The coding region runs from base 215 to 934 and encodes 239 amino acids.